AUGGGUGGUUGUUGGGUUGCGCACUGGGCGCGCACGGGGGAGUUUGUGCUCAAGGCUAAUGACGAUAAAUCGAGCGACGCGCCGCCCGAGACGACCGAGGAUAAGUUCGACCCUGCGCACUACCACGGCACCGGCGAGGGCGAGGCCGACUCAGACCCUUCUUCGCUACCUUCGGAGUUGAUCGGGGACGACGAUGACCCCUUGAUCCCCACGGCUGCCGCGAUUGACCGCGUUUUCUACGAUGCGCGUGCGACCUGGCAGCACUUUGUUCGCGAGGCCAAGGCGCUGCCCGCGUGCUCAUUUCCCCGCCAUCUCAACGACCCAUACAUUCUGCUACAAGAUGUGCCCGCUUUACCUAGCCGGAUGCCGUCGGCGCUUCUUUUAGCUGGGCGGCCGAUAUGGUAUGUGCCCGAUCCGGGAGCCGAUCUUGGAGCCACUUCCGGAGGACACGAGCCCGAGGGUAAUAGUGGUUCGUUGGACUUGCAAACCGUUGCUGGCCUACGUGAGAACCUUACCUUGUGGCGUAAGGAUGUAAUAACCUGCCGCACCACGGCGGUGCCCCCGUUGGAUGAUGUGCCGGCGCUCCGAUCGCGUGGUCAUUUAAUUUUAACGCUGGGCUGGGCAUACAUCUUGUCCGUGCGUUUAUUGGAAAUCCAGCAUCGAAAGGUUGUGUACACGCAAGAAGUUCUGCAGCCGCAGAACGCCACGGAUGCGGUGCGCCUACGACGGCAGGGCCGGCUGGUCCUGAACUUGACGGGCGACGUCUCGCCACAACUUGUGCGGUGGCUCUGUGCGCUGCUGUCGCCGCAGCUUGGUUGGCGGGCACAGGGUGCCCGGAUGGUGCCACCGUGGGCAUUGCAUUGUACGGGCGAUGUUGUCUUCGCUGUGAUCGCCAACGACAGCACUUUAAAGACAGAAGAGACUGCACCGCCGACCUCAACCGACGCUUCGAUCUUACUUGCCGAAUUCUGUGCCCUUUAUAACCUGGAUGCGGCAGACGAGCCCGGCGACGCGGUGUCCAUCUCGCCCAUUACGGCGUCAUUCAUGGCAGCGCUCGCACUCCCUUUACAUCGCCUAUACGACUUACAACCCCAAUUUCCCAUACCGCGGUUGCGGAGACUCAAUUUCCCCGGCGACAAAGAGAAGGUGUUAAAGUGCAUUACCCGCUACGUCGACGACUUACGCUAUUUCAUGACACUCAGCAUGAGCCCGUGGACAGUGGGGUCCGUUAUUUGGAGCGUGUUUUGGCAGCCCGACACGGAUGCCAACCUGGUCAGCCCCUGGCUGGCCGGCGCUUUGGAGGCCCUGCGCCCGAUUCUGGCGUCGGGCAAUGUUGUGGAGCUCGUGCAGGUCUUUGCUCAGCGCCGGCCACGCGUUGCUCUGUGGUGGCUCGGUCUUUCUCUGCUUGGCAACCAGCGCAUUGUCGAGUUGGUGACACGGUACUUGGAGACGUCGGAGGAGGAAUACGGGCAUGGGUCGUUGGCUAGGGCCAGUAUCACCGCGUUCGCCUGGACCGGCGUCCAGCAUGCCUUUUCACACGCUCCACCGCCGCGCCCAUACAAGGACGAAAAGGACACGUCGCAGCUGGUUGCACGAGCGGACCUUUUGUGGCACCGGCUGAAUUUUAACCUCCAAGAUGAUUCCGGUCAACUGGCUUGGCGUCCUUUUGGCCAUGUCCGCAAAGAAUACAUCGAGCGGGAUAUUUGGCCCUGGCUCGAACACGGGUGCCAACGGCGGUACGUUAAGUGGAUAUGGUGGUUCGAGGCAAAUAACAAAACCACUGGGGUUAUUAAGACCACGGCAAACGAGGAACGCGGCUUCCAGGCCGACACCGGCCGAGCCGUUCAAAACGUGCCCGAUGUUCUCGACGUUCUUGACGGCGCGGCAGAACCCGGCAACGCAGUCGUCAAGCUGCAGCCGUCAAUGGAAGCGACGCUGCGCAUGGUCCACUUUUGUAUGAUGGAAAUGGGAGGCGAACUAGACAUGAGCUUGGCUGUUCUAAAUGGAAUCACGUCUCACAAAUGGCUACGCGGAUGGGGGAUGUUUCGCUGA
Molecule: messenger RNA, 2052 nt
Organism: Sporothrix brasiliensis 5110
Lineage: Eukaryota; Fungi; Ascomycota; Sordariomycetes; Ophiostomatales; Ophiostomataceae
Exons: 1
Coding region: 1-2052 (683 amino acids)
Source: RefSeq, a predicted model, not a curated record